Molecule: messenger RNA, 5773 nt
Organism: Plectropomus leopardus (leopard coralgrouper)
Lineage: Eukaryota; Metazoa; Chordata; Actinopteri; Perciformes; Serranidae
Gene: ofd1
Product: OFD1 centriole and centriolar satellite protein
Biological process (GO): epithelial cilium movement involved in determination of left/right asymmetry
Cellular component (GO): ciliary basal body; centrosome
Molecular function (GO): protein binding
Source: RefSeq, a predicted model, not a curated record
GAACGAAAGUUUCCGUUGACGGAUUUAAAUAGUGGAGGCACACCUCCUCCAAAGGGACGCUGAAACGGUCAUCAGGCUGGAAACUAUUGAAUUUAUUCUGUAUUUUGAGAUGCAUUUUGUUUCAGGUGUUUACGAGGCAGAGUGGUAACAGUCUAACACCAGGAUCUACUAAACAACACUCGUCAGUAGUGAUGUCCUCGGCCAAGGAAGACACGCUAUCUCCAGAUGAGCUGAGAAAAAGACUCUAUCAAACUUUCAAAAAUAAAGGAGUGCUCGAUACACUCAAAACACAGCUGCGGAAUCAGCUCAUCCAGGAGUUAAAACAUCCACCUUUGACAGGAGGAGAACCAGUUCCCAGACCAGUGCCUGUGAAAGCUGAACCUCUUUUGGCCUCUGCCUGUAACAGUUUAGUGGCUGAUCAUCUGCGCACCUCAGGAUAUGAGUACACCCUGUCUGUAUUCUACCCUGAAAGUGGCCUGUGUAAAGACAAGGUUUUCACAACAGGAGACCUUCUUCAGCUUCUUAAAAUAAGUCCCCAAUCACCACUUUAUAGAUCUAUGGCUUCAAACAAAGAUAAUGAAAAAGCAGGGUUCCUGAUCAGCCUUCUAACACAGCUAGCACACCAUCAUUCUCACGGCCUGUGCCAUGAUGUGGACACUCAGACAACCAGCAUAGCAAGUUAUGGAGAGUCUCUUGUUGAAAAGAUGAAAAUCAUUGAUAAGGAAUAUGAGCGCAUUAGUUACAGCGGAGACAAAUGGUUUUCAUUCGAAUCAAAACUGGCCGCAUAUAGAAAAGAAGUUGAAGCACAGAUGCAAGCGGAAAUGAACACAAAGAUGCAACAUUUUAAAGAAGUUGAAAUUGCUAAGGUGAAGAUGGAAGAAAAAGCUAAAUUUCAUAAAGAAUAUGAUAAGCUGAAGCAAGAGCUUGAGAGGACUUACGAAAUCAAGGCCAAGGCGUUGAUGGACCGGGAAAAAAAUGCCAUUGAUCGCUUACAGAAACAACAAGAGAUUGAAGAAAAAAAUGUGUACAUGCAGAGACAAUCAGUCCUGAAAGAAAUCGAAACAGUGCGGAACAGAGAGAAUGAGCUGAGGAUGAGAGUGGAGGCUUUUGAAAAGACUUGUCAAAUUCACGAGGAAAAGGUCAAGACCACUGAAGAGCUGCUGAGGAGGAGAGAGCUGGCAGUGAAGACUAUGGAGGACACGUACGACCAAAGGCUAAAGAAUGAACUUUCCAGAUAUCAGCUGGAGUUGAAAGAUGAAUUCAUCAAAAGAACAGAGAAACUAACCGAGAAUGAGAACAGAAACAAAUUGGAAACUGCUCGUAUCCAAAAGGAGUCAGCUGUAAUCGAUAGCAAAUUAGAGGAGCACAGAAGAGCAUGUUCAGAGCUGAGACGACUGCAGAUGGAGCAAGACACAGCACAGCAGCAGAUCUCUCUGCUGACUCAACAGAAGGAGCUGUUGAGGGAAAGACUGGAGACGAUGAGUGACUACCCCAGUUUGAAAAGAGAGAAAGCAGAGCUGCAGGGCCAGCUGCGGCUGCUAAAGAAACAGCUGGAGGAGGCCCAAGAGGAGAACCAGAUUCUCCAUGCAGAUUUGGGCAAGCCGUCCAAGGAGCAGCUGGGCUUGCAGAUGGAGCUGCGGAGGCUGCAGAGCGCUCGCAGACUGGAUGAGGAAGAGUUUGACAACCAGAAACAGGUGCUGCAGGCACAGCUCCAGAGUGAGGUGGAGCGAUGCGCUCAGUUUAAGGCGCAGUUGAUGGAGAGUGAGGAGAGGGCACAGUGGAUGACUAACCACAUUGAGGACAUUAAGCUGCAGCUUCGCCAAACUCAACAAGCUCUUGAAAACGAAGUACUGCUUAACCCCAAGCCGUCUCUUGUCGAUCGCUCAGUACUAGAGCUCGGAGCUGACAAGCUGGUUCCCCCUGACAUCUAUCUGGACAGAGCUCUGCUGAGGGCCAGGGUGGGUUAUGAUAAUGUUUGUGAAGCAGGCGGGCCCUUGCGAGGACAAAAGUCGCCUUGGAGCGACUCUCCAGACUCAGACAUGGACGUUGUGGCUGUGGCCAAGGCUCGGAUCCAGGAGCUGCAGCAGGAGGCCGAGACCUUAGAGGAAGCCUACAGGAACUACCAGCAGAGGGCAGUGCGCUCCACCAUUUCACACAUGCUUCCCCCAAGACCUCUCUCCCCAUCACAUCGCCCUAACUCUCCUCUACGUAAACAAGUGUCUCACCUUUCACACACCCAUAAGCCCUACAGAUCAAAGGUCUCACACAGACCGCCGUCUCCACCAACUAACAGAACUCCCUCAUCAGCACCCUAUGACACUGUUCCACCCGCACAGCUGAAAGUGACCUUCUCCGAAGAACAUAACCAACCACAGUCUACAGUUUUCACUGACCACAGCCUCCAUUCACUGACUGAAUCUCAGUUUCUAAGAAAUGGACACCCUCAGGAUGAAAGCAGCCGUCCGUCCAGACGUCUCUCCUCAACACCACACUCAUCCUCUGGGAAAAAGCUUCAAAGGGAGAUUGCAGAAGAAGCAGCUGUGUCUCCGGUGGCGUUCCCGGAGCUGACGUUUGACACACAGCUCCCCCAUGCCCCCCACGAUGAGGUAGCGACCUCGGGUGACUUUUCCCCUGAGCUAAGCCCACCUCGCAGUCCUCAGCUCAAGAGCACAGCACGAGACCAGUCCAGUCCACCAAAGCUGCACCCUGUGUUCUCCAGCUCAGAGUCCUCUCCACAGCCUGAGAAAAUAAGCCUGGAAGAUCUCACAGGCAAUUUGUCAGAGCCGGGCCACAUUCCAGAGCUUCUCCUGGACACUGCCGUCCCUCUCUCUGAGGAGGCCCCUGACGGCCCCGCUGUCCCCCGCCCACAGGACCUCCCAGAAGACCCAAUAGACUUGCAAGGCCAAGCGGAAAUCCCAAUAGCCUCAAGUGAAUCUGCUCAGAAGGAAGAUGCUGAGGAUGAGGAGCAGAGGUGGGAAAAAGAGCGAAAGGAGAGACUAGAAAAACGGCAAAGGGAGCAAGAGGAAGCUCGAGAGAGGGAGCAGCGAGAACUUGAGAGACUGGAGAGGGAGAUGCUUUUGCAAGAGAUGGAGAAACCAGAACAAGAGGAAGAAAAAGAAGAAACUGAAAGUAAGAAAGGAGCAGAUGAAGAGCAGAAGCAAGGGGCAGACAACGACAGGGAGGAGUCUGAGGGUGAAAAUCCAUUGGAGAAAUACAUGAAGAUGGUCCUGGAAGCAAGAGAAAAGCAGCAUGUGCAGAGCCCUGGAAGAGAAGAUGCAGGACAUAUGAGCCCAGAGGCCAAGAGUUUGUCUGAGGAAAAAGAUAACAGCGUUGCAGCAUAUUCACACAAGGAUGACGAUGAUGAUUUCUGGUGAUCUUCCAGAGUGCCUCCAUAAACUGAUGAAUUACACAAGCCUCCAUAGCUUUGCACCAUUUAUUAGUGUGAAGCAUUUAUUGUUUAAGAUUUUAAGAUUUUACAUUACAGUAUGUAUAUUUGACACCACGUUGUUUGAAUAAAUUUUUUUUUUUGCCACCAGACAAGCUUUUUCUGCCAUGCCAAAGACAAAAAAAAUCCCACCGGAACAGAAUGAAGUUUUUAAUUUAUUUUUAUUUUUUAAAUUUUCAUAAAAACAGUCAACAGGCCAGUUGAGUAAUGUCAUAAAGGGGUUUCCAGUCAGACAGGAUGCUGGAUUGUUGUCCUCCUGGUGAUUGAUGGGUAGCCUUUGUUCUUUAGUUUUUGGUUGGUUCAACAGGAAACACAGCAUACAAAGAUAAGAUGUACUUUAGCUGUUCAUCUAUCAUCUUUCUCCUUGGCAAAUGCACACCUUUGUCUAUUAGUCCUGCAGAGAGCUAUGCAGGUUUUGUACUACAAUAUCUCACAGAUACUGUGUUAAACACUGGGCAGAGAAUCACAAUGGCAUUCAUACUUUGGCUACAUUUAGAUUGCCAUACAAUUUUAUAAAUGACUGGUAUUGCAACUAAUUGUUAGCUGAAAGUUGAGUAUUGAGAUAGAUUUGUGUCAAGAUUGUUUGUGUGCGGGGUCGACAACCUGUGUGUAAAUGUGUAAUCUGUAAAUGUAAAAUAACAAUUCCAAAAAAAGAUUUGUAAACUCACACAAAUAUUUAGCAAAUCGGAACGAUCUCAAAGAUCUGAAAACAAACACAUUUCACAAAUAAAAAAAGGUGUGCUUAAAAUGCAAAUCCACAACCCAAAAGAGAUUCACACAUUAAAACUGGAUUUACAAAUAUCAAUUGUAAAUGUUAGUAAGAUAUUCAACAAUGCUACCAAUUUAUUAGUGACAUUGUAUUUUUUUUAAUUUGUGGAAUUUUUUGUGUGCUUGCAGAGCCGUUGUAUAUUUGCAAAAUAUUUUUGUGAGUUUCAGAAACUUUUUUUUUUGUAUUUGUGGGAAGUGUUUUAUAUAUACAGAUUACAAAUUAAAACCUGGACUUUCGAUCUGUUCACAGAAAUAAUAUUGACACAAAUCUUUCUCCAUAGAUGAGUUAAAAUUUAAGCAUCAUUAAUUCUCGAGGAAGCCCUUGACAUUCAUAGAAAAUACAGGUAAACUAUCAGACAACAACAUAAUAUAAUACUCAUAUACUUUUGACUUGAAUAAAAGAACCUAGAAAAACACUACAACUAACCAGCUACAUAAAAUGGAUUAAUUUGUAUGCAUUUAGAAAAAAGGAAACAGGCAAACACUGCCUACUACUGAUGUCAGUAUACAUGACUGUACAUCACGUGUGUCACUGCAGAAACAGUUGUCUUCAUGCAACAAAGAAACUUAUCCCUGUAACUCAGCUAAUAGCAAUAAAAGAUUACAUGAGUAAUUAUGUCAGCAUAAUGACAAUUGCACAUCAAAAACUGGUGCAAUAAUAGAAAAUUAAGAAAAAAAAUUAAGUGGUUUUAUCUUUAAAAAAAACACAAAACAUCCUGACUUGUAACAACUUUACACUUUUCACACCUUAAGUUCUGUAGGUUUUUCCACUGUACCAAUGCACAUGGGACACAGUAUAAGAUUUUUCAAAAUCAAGUAAAUUUUGAUCAUAUAUUACAAUAUAUGAUGAGAUAUUACAAUAGAUAAUGAGCUAAAAAGCAUUUCCGAAGGAUCAGAGCGCUCUCUGUGUUGGCAAGCCUUAUUUUUUCUUUUUCAUUUGCAUAAAUGAAUACACGUGGAACAAACUUUUAAGAUACUGAAUACACUGAAUAUCUUUCUGUCUAAUUAUUGGCAGCAAUUCACAUUAAGCAAGCAAGUUAUUCUUCUGGCAUAUCCUUAAAGAUUAAAUCCUAUGAUACUGUGAUGUCGAGGAGCUUUCAGAGUGUAUGUGCUUUGUUUACCCGAAUACAUCCUUUCAUUGUGUCUGAGGUGUCUUCUUAGGAUUAUAAUGGGAUUUUUGAACCAGUUAACAAAGGAAAAGUGUUGGUUUCUUAUCAGUUACAUUGUUCCAUAGGCUCUAGUGCACACCUGAGGUAGUGUUAAUGUAGGCCAUGAAUGUUCUGAGUGACCUUUUAGUAGCUGUACGAUGAAAAUCUGAAUCUAAAACCAAUUAUUAACACUAAGAUAAUUCCAAGGACUAAAGGGACAGUUCAACCUAAAACCAAAAGUAUGUUUUUUUUUUCUUACUUGUGGUGCUAUUUAUUAAUCAAAUUGUUUCAGUGCGAGUUGCAGAGGGUUGGAGAUAUCGGCCGGAGAGAUAUCGGUUGUAGAGAUUUCUUAAACUUCAAAACAGUGAGACAGUUGACGGGUAUAGUUUGGUAGAUAGAAAAUAGUUCCAAA